Hyalella azteca is the source of this 4345-nucleotide messenger RNA. Its product is annotated as ATP-dependent translocase ABCB1. The transcript is spliced from 28 exons. Gene Ontology annotation, molecular function: ABC-type transporter activity; ATP hydrolysis activity; ATP binding. Gene Ontology annotation, biological process: transmembrane transport. Gene Ontology annotation, cellular component: membrane. Bases 65 to 4231 code for a protein of 1388 amino acids. The record is from RefSeq and is a predicted model, not a curated record. NCBI's taxonomy places the organism in Eukaryota, Metazoa, Arthropoda, Malacostraca, Amphipoda, Hyalellidae.
AUAAAGCCAAUAAGUAUUAGAUGUGAUUUGAUUCUAAGAAGCCUAUUUAGAGAUUGCUACAGCGAUGGUGACUAACUCCAUCCGCUACGAGCACAUUUCGGGCUCUGUCCCGCCUCACAAUAAUUACCACAACAAGAGUCCUCAGACCUCACGUGCUUCUAGAAGAUUUACUGGGAAUGCCAACAUUGAGCUUGAAUCUGCUGAGGAACCAAAGCCUUGUAUAAACGGCACCUCGGAAUCUAUUUCCCCUGAACACAAGGCAGACCACACCGCAGUCUUUGUCUCCGACGGCGCCCAUCCCGACAAGAAGCCGCCAAAAUGGCGACCAUUCAAGAUGAAAGAGAAAGAGAAAUCGGAAAAUAAAGAGGAGGAAAAGGAAGAAAUGAAGCCUCCAGUGGGCGUAUUUCAGCUGUUUCGCUACUCCACCUGCACUGAGCGCGCGUUGAUCAUCUUAGCGCUUGCAGCAGCAUCGUUGGCCGGGCUAUGCAUGCCCGCAAUGACCAUCCUCUUCGGUGACAUAACCAACGCCUUCGUUUACAGCGACUUCAACCUAACCGUCGUCGCAUACGAACUCAACAUGACAGUCGAGGAGGCGAAUACUACGUUCCAGGCCAUGUACUCAGAUGAUUUCUUCAGCGACGUUAUUCGUUUCGGUGCGGGCAAUGCAAUCAUCGGCGGCGUGCAGCUGGUGACGGGUUACAUCUUCGUCACGUGUCUAAACUACGCCGCAGAAGGACAGGUUCACAGGAUACGAACGCAGUUUCUGCGGUGCACUCUGCGCCAAGAGAUGGGCUGGUUCGACACGCACAAAACGAACGACUUCGCUUCCAAAGUUACCGAAGAUCUGAAUAAGCUACAGGAAGGCAUGGGAGAGAAAGUGGGCAUGAUUGUGUUCUUCUUUGUGAAUUUCAUAGCGCAUGUGAUUAUUGCCUUCGUGCACGGCUGGGAGCUGACCCUUGUGAUCAUGUCGGUGUUCCCUCUGCUAGCCAUCACCGCAGGGCUUAUAUCAAAGAUCCAGUCGUCACUCACGACUCAGGAGAUGGCAGAGUAUGCCAAGGCUGGCAGUAUAGCUGAAGAAGUUCUAUCGGGUAUCAAGACUGUCCUAGCUUUUGGUGGAGAAACUAAAGAGGUUAAAAGGUACGAAUCUAACUUGGUACACGCUCGCAACGCUGGCGUAAGACGCGGCAUGUUCUCGGGCAUCAGCCUGGGUCUGGUGUGGCUCAUCAUUUACGCGUCCUACUCCAUCGCCUUCUGGUAUGGCACAGGACUCAUCCUUGAUUCCCGAUACCCCAACGACGGCGAUUACGAUCCUGCCGUACUUAUUGUGGUUUUCUUCAGUGUCCUCGUUGGCGCACUGAACAUGGGUCAAGUUGCCCCAUUUGUGGAAGCUUUCAACAUCGCCCGCGGUGCUGCUGCCAACGUGUAUGACAUCCUCGAGCGCCCCUCUGCCAUCGACCCCAUGUCUGAAGACGGCCUCAGACCAAAUGAGGUUCACGGAAACAUUGAAUUCCGGCGUGUUCACUUCGAGUACCCGUCCCGGAGCGACGUGCCGGUGCUACAGGGCCUGUCGCUGCGCAUUCAGCCUGGCGAGACCGUCGCCCUCGUGGGCUCCUCGGGCUGCGGGAAAUCCACGUGCAUUCAGCUGCUGCAGCGCUUCUACGAUCCCAGACAAGGAGAGGUAACUCUGGACUCAGUUGAUGUGCGCUCGCUGAACAUCGGCUGGCUGCGUGACCAGAUCGGCGUAGUCGGCCAGGAGCCCGUACUCUUCGCCACGACCAUCGAGGAGAACAUCCGCUACGGCAGAGACGGAAUCUCCUUCGAGGACGUCGUCGCUGCCGCCAAGCAGGCCAAUGCUCAUGAUUUCGUCAUGAAACUUCCUAAGCAAUACCAGACUCAAGUGGGCGACCGAGGUGCCCAGAUGUCUGGUGGACAAAAGCAGCGCCUUGCCAUCGCUCGAGCUCUGGUCAAGCGGCCCAAAGUUCUCCUGUUGGACGAAGCGACUUCUGCGCUGGACAACCAGAGCGAAUCUAUUGUUCAAAAUGCUCUUGAUAAGGCUCGCCAAGGCCGCACGACGAUCAUUGUGGCCCACCGCCUUACGACCAUCAGGUCUGCUGACGUCAUCGUGGCCCUCAAGGAUGGCAGGGCUGAAGAGAUGGGAACCCACGACGAGCUCAUGGCCAAAAGAGGCCUCUAUCAUUCACUCGUCACUGCUCAGCUUGCUCCCAGUGAAAGAAAAAGCGCUCUCGAGGAAGAUCUCACCGAGCAGUCGGAGUAUAAAACAGCGACGGAAUUGGACCGCGACGUUCUGGACGAUAUCAGCGACAUCACCGCCUCGCUAGCCAUGUCGCCCACACGGCGCUCCAUUUCUAAGAAACUGGGAUCCUCGACAGUAUCGGUGAGGUCGCAGGGGACACAGCGUCGUUCUCGGGGCUCUGUGUACAUUCGUUUGCCUCUUCCCCAGGGAAAAAAGAAAGAAAAGCCCCCGACUCUCCCGAUGCGCGAGAUCCUGAAGGCGAACAAGACAGAGUGGCCGCAGAUCACGCUGGGCGUCGUCGGCUCCGUCAUCAUGGGCAGCUGCACGCCGCUCUACGCCGUCCUUUUCGGCGACGUCCUCGGCACUUUGUCCAUCGCUGACCCUGCAGAGGCUCGCGCCGAAGCAAACUUCUACGCUCUGUUGUUCUUGUGCAUCGGUAUUGUCGCUGCCAUCUCUACCUUCAUGCAGGCGUAUUUCUUCGCUCUGUCGGGAGAAAUUUUGACGAUGCGUCUGCGUAGCCGAGCUUUCUCUCAGAUGCUCAGCCAAGAGCUCGGCUGGUUCGACAUGGAUGAGAAUUCGGUGGGCGCGCUGUGCUCGCGUCUGUCUAGCGACGCCGCUGCAGUGCAGGGGGCGACUGGAUCGCGCCUAGGAACCAUCAUGCAAGCGCUCACUACCCUGGGCCUGAGCUUGGGUCUCGCUCUCUACUACGACUGGAGACUUGGUCUCGUGUGCGUACCGUUCAUCCCCGUGGUGCUUGUGGCUGUGUAUCUUGAAAGUAGAAUUCUAUCUGGGCAGUCCAUCACUGAGUCGGAAGUCCUGCAAAGCGCUGGCAAAAUUGCCAUGGAGGCGAUCAGCAACGUGCGGACGGUAGCAAGUCUGCACAAAGAGGAACACUUCAGCCAACGCUACGCCGAGGCGCUGCACGAGCCUCACCGCUUGGCUCUACGCAACUCCCACCUGCGAGGUGUUGCAUUUGGCUUCGCGCAAUGCGUUCCUUUCGGAGCCUACGCGGUGGUGAUGUUCUACGGUGGUUACCUCGUUGACAAAGGAGCUAUGCCCUAUGAAAACGUCUUCAAGGUGGCAGAGGCAAUCAUCUUUGGCACGAUGAUGGUUGGUCAGGCCGUCGCCUUCGCCCCCAACUACGCCAAAGGAAAAGUCGCCGCUGCCAGAAUCUUCAAGCUGCUGGCACGCGUUCCUCUCAUCGACUCGUCGCCGUCAGUUGGUCGCACGCUGAAUGAGGAAUUUGACGAAGUGCGUCUCCACGACGUGCACUUCCGGUACCCGAACCGCGAGGACGUGCAGAUCCUGCAGGGCCUGAGCCUGGUCGUGUCCAAGGGCAAGACGUUGGCCCUCGUCGGGUCCUCAGGAUGCGGCAAGUCCACCGUCAUCAGUCUCAUCGAGCGCUUCUACGAUCCCGAGAAGGGAAAGCUGACGAUCAACAACGAAGACUUGAAGGGACUGAAUGUUGGCAGCGUGAGGCGCGGUGUCGGGCUCGUGUCGCAGGAGCCGUUGCUGUUCGACCUGAGCAUCAGAGAGAACAUCGCGUACGGGGACAACAGCCGCGAAGUUCCCUUUGAUGAGAUCGUCGCCGCCGCCAAGCAAGCCAACAUCAGCAGCUUCAUCGAGUCUCUUCCUGAGAAAUACAACACUCGCGUGGGGUCCAAAGGCACGCAGCUGAGCGGCGGCCAGAAGCAGAGGAUCGCCAUCGCCCGCGCCCUCGUCAGGAACCCAAGCGUCCUCAUGCUCGACGAGGCCACGUCCGCGCUCGACACCGAGAGCGAGGCUGUGGUGCAGGAAGCUUUAGACAAAGCUCAGGCUGGAAGAACGAGCAUCGUGAUCGCCCACCGCCUCUCUACCAUCCAGGGCGCCGACACCAUCGCCGUCAUCAGCAGCGGCAAGCUCGUCGAGAGCGGCACGCACGACCAGCUCAUGGCGCGCAAUGGGCACUAUGCUCAGCUAUACCAGUCUAACCGGUGACUCUUAUCAAAUUUAAUCAAUACCUAAAAACGUAAAAGCAAAGAGGCGUGCAAUGGGCACUAUGCUCAGCUAUACCAGUCUAACCGGUGACUAGCAUCAAAUUUAAUCAAUAAC